AUCUUACCAUGGUGCUCGUGUGUGGCAUUCCUCUGCUCUUCAUGGAGUUUACUGUUGGGCAGUAUACUCGUUUAGGGCCUGUGCAUGCUUUCGCCAAAAUCUGUCCCUUGUUGAAAGGUAAGUUACUAUCCAGGACUUAUUUAUUUUUGUUGUUGGACCACCUUUAAAACACGUUUUUUCUUCGUAUGCAUUUAUAAUAGAUUUCAAAAUCCAAAACCAAGAGUCCAACUCAUAUAUUUGCAGACAAAUAUUUAAUUAUUAGCCAACAGCACCAGAAACUCCAGCUGAUCAAUACAGAGUCUAAACAGUGAGUUCUAAAAUGGACUGCCCUACCAACCCAGGUAACUGUAGAAGAGGUCAGACAAGCUUGAUGUAUUUAAAAUUUGUAGCACAAUGAAAACACAAGAUUAUAUCUGUGUUUAUUUCAAAGAUAAUUGCUGUCAACAUUAAAACAUAGCAUAUGAAUCAGACGACACACAGAAAUGGAAAAAAGAAAAGUCUUCAGCCAAGGAUGAGUUAAAGCUGCAAAGGGGUUAAGAAACACAAACAGCAACACACUUUAUAAUGACAACCAAGCACAAAGUGCAGUCAACCCAUGUAUGAGAGUGAGAUGGUUUGAAAUCUUGCCACACCCUGACAGAAGCAAGUUUUUUUAAAAAACUUGACAAUCAUGAAAAACGGGAAUAAUUUAUGUAAAACAUGACAGACCUCAUGUGUGGAUUUUCUGCUUUCCUCCAGCCAUGAAGGCCACAUUACCAUUCAGUGUAAAGUAAAAAAGGAUCUCAGAUAAAGAUUUAAAUUAUUUAUCCAUAUUUAGCCACGGUGAAGGCAUGCAGGUGUCUUAAUGCUUUGGUUUGAAUAAAUCCUGCUUUAUUUUCUUUCAUAUUUUUUCAUGUUGAUGGAUGAGAACUUGUUUAGCCAAAUUUUCAACCUCUGUGACUGCAUGUAUUUUAACUUUUGUGAGGUAUGAUUGAACCUUUCAAACCAUCAAGGUGACGUCAGUAAAAUCCGAGAUAAUUAAGUCAAUCACGAGCGACUGAAGAUGUUCUCUCUGAGUCUGCAUUAGUUCAUUAAAAAGGCCAAUAAAGUGGAUCAGUAUAUUCCUUAAAGUUCGAUUGUUGUUAAAAAAAUAUAGAAGCUGAGACAUUCCCACAGUUUUACAUCUCCAGAAAAUGAAAAGUGUGGACUCUGAGAGGACCAACAGUCUGUCCAAAUCCCUCUAAAUCAAACAAGAGACCAGCCAUCAACAAUCUCUACUUGUGGGUGUGAAAUGACGAUGCUUUCUCUCUUGUUCUAACUUGAGGAUUUUUCUCCAUAGUUUUCUUAUCUCCUUAAGGACAGAGAUUAUCUACCCGGUCAAAACGUUUGGGUCCUUCACUUGAUUUAUCGCUCAUUUCUUCCUGGUUAAUGCUCUGUGCUAAACAGGGGCCCAAAGCAGGUGUUGGUCUGGCCACAGUUGUUAUCUCCUUCGUUUUCUGCACCUAUUAUAAUGUGCUCAUGAGCUGGGCACUUUACUAUUUAUUCAAUUCCUUCGGAAUGGAGACUCUGCCCUGGAAGUCCUGCAACAACACCUGGAAUGCUGUUGGAAACUGUUCGAGUGGCUUUCCUGGCAAUGAUACCCACCUGCAGUCUGCUAGCCAACAGUUCUUUGAUAACAGACUUCUGGAAAAGACUCGUGGUAUUGAAGAAUUAGGUGGUCUUCGUUGGGAACUCUUUGGGUGUCUUGUCUUUGCUUGGGUUAUUGUGUACUUAUGUAUAUUUAAAGGAGUCAAAUCCACAGGAAAGGUAGUAUAUUUCACUGCUGUGUUUCCAUACUUCAUCCUGUUUGCCCUGCUCAUCAACAAUGUGCAGCUUCCUGGAGCCAAGAAUGGUAUCCUCUAUUUUGUGACACCGGUGUGGAGCAAACUGUUUGAAGUGAAGGUUUGGCUUAAUGCAGCUGCUCAGGUGUUUAACUCACUUGGAAUAGCAUUUGGCUCGAUGAUUUCAAUGGCAAGUUACAACAAGUUCAACAACAACAUUCUCAGGGAUGCAUUGAUUGUAUCAGUGGCCAACUCUUUCACUAGUAUCCUGGCUGGCUUCGUGAUCUUCUCAGCUGUCGGUUACAUGUCUCAUAUACAUAACCUCCCAGUGGACAACAUAGCUACAGAUGGUGCUGGUUUGGUGUUUGUUGUGUACCCUGAAGUUCUUUCAACCAUGCCAGUCUUUCAGCUAUGGGCCCCACUUUUCUUUAUCAUGCUGUUGUGUCUGGGCGUGGACAGUCAGUUUGGUACAGUUGAGGUAGCUGUGACAUACAUAAAGGAUGAAUUUGGAGUCAAAGUUCUGCCGUUCCUGAAGAGAGAAGAGCUGCUGGUCCUGGCUGUGUGCUUUGUUUGCUUUGUACUGGGGAUUCCUCACAUUACCAAGGGAGGUAUCUACGUGUUUCAGCUGAUGGACCACUACACUGCUGUGGUUUCCCUUGUGUUCUUGGCUUUCUUUGAGGUUGUUGCCAUCUGUUGGAUCUUUGGUAUCCCACGUAUCUCCUUAAUGAUCAGGAGGAUGCUAGGAAAAAGUCCAAAUAUCUACUUCCGAGUCUGCUGGCUGCUGCUCUGCCCCAUGUUGGUGCUGUGCAUACUGGUUUCCAGCAUUAUUCAGUACACUCCUCCUCACUAUGGGAAGUACGAGUACCCAGUGUGGGCUGAAUGGGUGGGCUGGGCCAUCUCUUUGGUCUCUAUAGUAUGGAUCCCAUUUGGUGCAAUACAAGAGAUCUAUAACAAUAAAGGAUCCCUUCUUCAGAGACUGAAAACAGCUAUGACUCCGACAAUAGACCUGAAUGUUAUGGCUCACCUGCUGGAAAUACAAAACCUUGACAACCUGGCGUCUGAAAAAUUACUCAGUUCGGUGCCACCUCUGACACAGUGACCACAUACAAGGCCUGGAAUAAGCAGACUUUGGGCCAUUUCUAUCAUAAUCCCAGUUACAUCCAAAGAGCUGUUGUUAUCUCAAACUCUGCAUUUAUACUUUAACAACUCGAGCCACUUAACCUGUAGGCGACUUCAAAACCAUACAGUAAGUCACCCAUUGCACCUUUUACAAAGAAUGCAACUAAAAUCUGUGGCUUUGUUCACCAGAUGAAUUUUAAAAUUAUUUUAUUUUGGGUAGGAGUGGCUGAGGAGCAAGUAAUUGUUUAAAACGAUUGGUUCAUUAUGCUGUAAGGUUCAUUGUAUACAUCAGUGAGUCUGUGGGGUUAAAGAGUGUAUAAUGGAUCUAUCGUAGACGCAGUCACAAGCCUUUUAGGUCACUACAUUUAUGAGUUGAAUACUUAAUACUUAAUUUUAAAUCAACAAAAGAAAUGGGUUUGAAAAGGCUUGGUCCAAUGAACAGGAAGCAGACAUAUUCCUCCUACAAAUAUGAAAGCAGAAAAAUACAGGUUCUAUAGAUGUGUGACAGAUGUGAUCAGGUCAGCGGGUUAGCAGGUUACACCUGGACAUCCUAUAGUCUGCAGGCCAAAUUUGACCCCUUGGUUCUCCCUGUCGAGCCUGUGAGAGUUUAAGGAGAAUUUAGGAUUCAAAGGUGAAAAAGUAUAAAUCACGCAGUUUGUCCCAUUUCAUCCAACAAACAGAGGAUGGCUUACAGUUUUUUCUUUUACAAAAUUUGUUAAUUUUAUUUUGAAAGGAAUAUUCUUUAAAAAAUUAUAUUUGAUGCAGAAUAUAGUUGUUUUUUUUUUAACGAGACCUGGAUUUGUAAAUAUUUAUUUACUGAAGUCAGAGGUAAAGCUGCAUGCGUUGCUUGAUGAGAGCAUAUUGCUGUGUUUAAGGUUUACAAAGCAUUUGCAAAUACAAGCACAUGACUGAUGCAGAGACAUCUGAGCCUUUUAGCAAAGUUUGGAGAGUUGCUGUGCUAAUAUUUCCUAAUAAUAAAAAGAAGCGGACCCAAAUGCAGGAGGUAGGAGUCAAACUUAAAAAUGAGUAUUUAAUGCAGGUCGAUCAGGAAAAUGUACAAAGUCAAAAACUCCAAAGAGUGAGUCAGGGAAUGCAAAAGGCAAGAAAUAUACAGAGUGAGGGAACACACAGCUCACACAGGUAAUGUGUCAUAGGAGGACUGAAAAAAUAUAUACAGAAGGUAUAGGUUGGGAACAUAGACUGGAGGAAAGCUACAAUUAAUAUAAAGCACAGAGAGCAAUAGCUACCAAAAUAAAACAGGAAGUAAGACACGUUGGACAGAGAAAUAAGAUUAACUUGACACAAGAGACACUGAAGGACAAAAAAGGGUGCUAACAAAAUACCUGAAAGUCACAGUAACUAAAUUGAACUGGCAGCACUGCACAGAAUGAAAGGGACUAUGACAGUGGCACAUGGAGUAACUCCAUGCUUGGAUAGGCUGGAGCUGAGGUGGUAUGUUGCACCAACAUAUUUUGGUGAGCACUGACUUAAACAACACCAAGAGAUGUUGCAAAAAAUUAACCAUUUUGUUGAUAUUUUAACUCAAAUAGUUAACUUCAUCAGGGCAAGAGUACUGAAUCACUGACAGUUUGUUGCACUAUUGGAGGAGAGGUGACAUGGGCUACCACAGCUGUCAGGUGACUCAGCCGGGGCAAAGUGCUAAAACAAAUGUAGGACCUGAGAGCAGAAAUUUUAGUUUUAUGAAGAAAGGCGAGGGCGUUCCAGAGCUCUAAGAUGCAGGUCUUGCAUUUGGCAUUGAAGAGGCAGUCCUUCACAUUUAAAUUAAAAAAAUGCGGUGAAAAAGCAGCAGAAAAUGCACAUGCAGAGGAAUUCACAGCACUGAAGAGGCCAGUCACAACAGCUGUGCUGAUGUCAAGUCUAGUCACGUUUCCAGCGAGGCACACGUAAAGUUAUUGUGUUAGGGUUUCAGAAGGGUUUGUAGACAGAAGUCUAACUCAACUGUCAGCCACUGACCCUGACUUUAAUGCACUUGAGAAGACCAAAACAGACUAGAUUAAUCUUACUGAUCAAGACAAAAGAAGAUGAAGUAUUAAACUACAACCAAAGUAGAAAUAUCACUCUGUUUGAAGUGGACAUUUUGCAGAAACGUGCCAUUUUUUGCAAUUAUUUUGUGUGGCCAUCCACAGUCCCACUCCUGUAGCCCCUUGAGAAAAUGUAUUGCCUACCUCUGCUAUAAAGGAUAAGCUGGUCUAACCAUGAGAGGAAGGUUUGAUUAUAUUUUUAACCAAACUGAAGCUGGCAACCCACAAGAGUUUAGACGUUAUAAGUGGGGCCUUUGAGCUAGUGCUAUAAACAGAAUCUAGGUAACAAGUCUAUAAUAACUUCAGUGGGGAAGGACUUAUUUGGUAACUCAAGUUGGUUGUGUUUUGACCCCAAAACAGCUGAUAAUUUAUGACUUUUAUUUCUAUUUUUUUCUUGAAGGAGAAGCCAAAAAUUUCCGUUUACUAGAAAUUUAUCUUUAAGCUUUAUCUCUAAGAUUGCACUGUAGUGGAAAGUACAGUUUUUAAUGUCUGAUCCAGGGUCUCUAGAGCACAGUCUAAAUGUAAUUAACAUGGUUCAGCCAGUGCUGGAACUUUAAGCCUUGAUUUAACUCUGUGAGGUCUCAGUCAUGACCUUAUGUUCAGUCCUGUGUUCUGGAGACGUUCUGUGCUAAAAAUAAAUUGGUUUGUCAGUUAUAAUGUUCACUUUUUCGUCCUGAUUGACAGAACUUGGGAGAACAAUUUUAAAAAAUGAAAUAAAUAACAGCAACACUGAUAAUGACUGUGACAUCACGGUGUUAA
This is a messenger RNA of Haplochromis burtoni (Burton's mouthbrooder), 5719 nucleotides long. RefSeq lists its product as uncharacterized. Gene Ontology annotation, cellular component: membrane. The coding region runs from base 1408 to 2898 and encodes 496 amino acids. NCBI's taxonomy places the organism in Eukaryota, Metazoa, Chordata, Actinopteri, Cichliformes, Cichlidae. The record is from RefSeq and is a predicted model, not a curated record. The transcript has 12 exons. Gene Ontology annotation, biological process: sodium ion transmembrane transport.